AUGGCUAUGAUUAGUGUUAUUGUAAUUGUAAUAAUUUUGACUAGUAAUGUUAUCGUUAAUGUAGUGGCGGUUACUAAUGGAAUACUGCUAGAUGGACCUGGCGAUGCUAAGUGUGAUGAAGGCGUUGAUGUUGAUGUUGAAGAAGAGAAUUGUGGUGUAGAUGCUGUUGCGGGGUCGGUGGUUGUGUUGACAAGAAACGAGUUCGCUUUUGUCAUUGGGGCAGAUGAUAAAGUGCUAUUUUCAGCAUUAUACAACUUGAAGGGUUUUUUAUGUCGCAUUAUUUGUUCUAAUUUCUUGGUUUGUUACGACAGCCUUGGCUUUUUAUCAGCAAAAAAUAAAACAAUAAACUCUUUAGAUCAUCAUCAAAAUAAUUUCACCCCAAAAAUUAUGGAGAAAAACAAUGAUGAACAAGCUUUCGAGCUUUAA
Molecule: messenger RNA, 426 nt
Organism: Clunio marinus
Lineage: Eukaryota; Metazoa; Arthropoda; Insecta; Diptera; Chironomidae
Source: the annotation of a GenBank genome assembly